Molecule: messenger RNA, 1877 nt
Organism: Protobothrops mucrosquamatus (brown spotted pit viper)
Lineage: Eukaryota; Metazoa; Chordata; Lepidosauria; Squamata; Viperidae
Gene: ZNF414
Product: zinc finger protein 414
Exons: 6
Coding region: 1-1128 (375 amino acids)
Source: RefSeq, a predicted model, not a curated record
AUGUCCUCAGGGCCUAUGAAAGAGUGUGAAAGUGGGGGCCGGUCUGUUUUCCACGGAGAUGAUGUUCCACAGAGAGCGAGCCGUCACAGAGAAGGCCCUUCUUGGUCCCACCAGAUGGAGGGGACCCAUAACAUGCCUCUCUGCUCUGUGAAACGUUACCAGUGCUCCGGGGACGGUUGCCGACUGGCCUGCCGCAGCAUGAAGGAGCUUCUUCGCCACAUGCAGGUCCACUAUCGGCCCACGGAGUCCCUUGAGGGAAAGACAUUCCGCUGCUCCACUCCUGGUUGCUUGGAAUCCUUCCCCAACAUGCAAGACCUGAUGGGUCACAUGAAGGUGCAUUACAAGCCCAACCGCUACUUCAAAUGUGAGAACUGCAUGUCACGUUUCCGAACACAUCGCUCCCUCUUCAAGCACUUGCACAGCUGUUCUGAUGCCAAUACCACCAGCACCACCACCACUUCCCUGGCCCUAACCUCAGAGAAACCCCUCUUUCCACCUACCUCUAGCCUGGAAAAAGAGCCACCGGGCAAAUUGCUGGAGGAGCUUCCAAAACUCCAGAGAGUCAUACAGCACUUAAAAAAAGAAGCUCUUCUCCCUGGCCCAAUGGACACUCCUCUGGCCCCUGACUCCCUUCCAGCUGGACUUCCUGGCCCCUUAGAAUCUGUGCCGUUGCCAACAUCGCCUAUGUAUCCUCUGCUGGAGCAAUCCCUGUUUGGGCCACCCUCCCUGGCAAAAUUUUCUGGGCCACCUCACCCUUCAGGGCCCUUCCUGCCCUAUAUGCACCCCACGUCCUAUGCUUUACCUCAAGCUGCAGUGCAGAACCGCCUCAGGCCUUUCUUGCCAGCAGGCCAAGGCCUCCCUGUUUCCAACGCUGUGUGGAAGAAAAGCCAAGGACACUCCUCCAACAGCCGCAUUGUAUGGGAACACACCCGAGGUCGUUAUAAUUGCUUACAAUGCCCCUACUCCACAGCCUCUCGGGAGGAGAUGACUCAGCAUACUGAAGACCACCGCAAAAAUCCCUCUCCAACCAGUCGCUUGGAUGGGGAAAUGGACUUUGGUGUUCCUCUUCCCUCAUUCCACCCGAAGUUGACACCAGAAGUGGAGAACUCUCUCUUUUCCCCGCUGUGAGGUUUCCACUGGGCCGAUUAAGCUGACUUUAUUAAUUCCCCCAUGAAAAACAGCACUUGCGUGGAGAGAUUUUGUGUGUGUGUGUGCAUUCCCCCCCAAAGGAGGUGGUCUGGGGACAACCAUGUGUCAAAUUUAAGCCAGAAAUCUGCAUUCUAGUUUAUCCAGAACGAGCAAAAGCAUUGAUACUCCUGUUUGUCUCUAGUUUCCCCCUUUUGGCAGGAAAAGCCAAACUUCUUCAGUCCCCAGUCUAUGUUUUGUUGAGCAUUGCAUCUGAAUCUAGUCCUGGGCUUAUUUCUCAAAUAACAAGCUACUGAUAUAAGCCACUGUUCAUUCUUGGCUUAAAUCAGGUUUGUCAGGUAAAGAAUGUCCUGGAUUCUGAUUACCCCAUUCACUUCUCCAUUCUUUAUAAACCAGGUUUGGAAGACUCUUUGUCUUAUAUGUGCUCAGUUCCCCUCCCACCAACUUCCUCCCCGUGCCUCCUUUCAAUUCAAACAAAUGUGUUGACUGAGUACCAUUUAAAAGGAAAGGGAAUGGGAAUUGAUUAUCAUUUGAAAGGGACUUGAUUAAUUUAAUCAACUUUCCUGUGCGUUUCCUUAUUUUUUUUUUUCUAUUUAAAAUUUACUUUCCCCCCUGCUUUUAAGGUAAAAAAAAAAAUCUUCCUUUACUCUGUACAGUCAUGACUAGUUAUGCUCAGGUUUGUAAGUGAGCUACUGCUGCUUUUGAAAACAAAUAAAUAAAUUGGAAUUGUA